Messenger RNA from Leishmania mexicana MHOM/GT/2001/U1103, 1752 nucleotides. RefSeq lists its product as hypothetical. The record is from RefSeq and is a predicted model, not a curated record. The transcript has a single exon. NCBI's taxonomy places the organism in Eukaryota, Euglenozoa, Kinetoplastea, Trypanosomatida, Trypanosomatidae. The coding region runs from base 1 to 1752 and encodes 583 amino acids.
AUGUCCAUUCGUGCGGUGUGUUGGCUUCAAUCGAAGCUCGGUCUCGACAUUGGCGGCCGUAGCUCCGGCGACGAUGGAGGUGGCACCCUUGGCAGCGGUGAGCUGGCCGGCUUCUCCACGACGCAGAACCGCAGCUACAGCACAGACCCUGUUGCGACCGUAAACGGCAACCCUGAGCCUAGCCAGAGCGGCCAUGGGAUUGGCAGCGCCGCCGGCACAUUUUCCGGUCUGGCCAACGGAUGGGAGUCAAAGCUGGGCCAGGUGUGGAGGCAGGCUAGUGACAAGGCGACGCAGUACUGGAACACCAACAUGCGCCGUCGGGGGAGCAAAGACCCAUUCGGCUUUGGACCGGCGGGGGCGCAAGGCGACUUUGGCGGCAACACCGCGGCGGGUGACAACCCCGAGCUAGACGAAAACGGUCUUCCAGUGACUCGAAACUGGUACUACUACGACGCACAGCUUGGCCGCUGGACUGUGUCGCGUGAUGCCCCGGAGAGUGUGCAGCGGGAGUACUACGAAAAACUCGAGGAGGCGGAGCGGGAGCGGCUGGGACAGAAAAAGGUGGCGCCGCCACCGCCGACCGCCAUUGCUGGAGGGCCGCCACCACUUCUCGGGGGAGCCGGUGGUGGUCGCGGCAGCCAAUGUCCACACUACGCGAUCCCGGACUACUUCGGUAACCCGGGAGCAACCCCAGCGGCACCGCCGCAGCAGGCGCAGCCCUACGGCGUCUACGGCGGCGCCCCUCCGCAACACGCCCAAUCAACCGCUCCCGGAGUGUCUUCUCCGUCGACAGCGAUAAGCACUCACCCUGGCGCCUACUACCCGCCUACCCCGCCGAUCUCCAGCACAACGGCUUCGGCGACCAUGCAGGCUACAACAUACAGGCAGCCACUGCCAGCCCACUCACAGGCGGCCCCUCCGCCGCCGCCUACGCAGGCAUACUUGCCAGCGAUGCCUCCCAUAUCUGGCCCGACCUACCCCAUCGCCGGAGGUGCGUAUCCCGCCGCCUCCGCUUCACCGACGUUUAACACGCACGCAUUGUCAUCGCAACCGCCGUCGCACAUGGCCGCGUCGGAGCUGGCAAAGACCGGGACGACAGUCUCCUCUCCACCACCGCCUAUCCUGGCCUCGGCGAUGCCGUCACACCCACUCUCGCAGCCGCACGUCUAUUCGUCCCCGGCGCACAACGGCAUGUCCACAUCUCCGCCAGCUCCCGUACUGUCGCAGCACUACACGUUACCGCCUCUGCAGUCGCAGGCGCCGGAGCACGACCGCUCUGCCUUGGGCACCAGCGGCGCAGGUGUGCCUUCUCUGUCCUUUGCGCACGCAAGCGUGCCUGCUCCUGCACCAUGCGCAAGCGCUGCGCCAGACGCAUACCCGUACGGCGGUGGCAGCGUCAGCAACAGCGUUCAGGAUUCAACUACAGCCGUUUCGAGCGUCAGCAUCCAAGCCCCUCCCCAGACAUCCUUCGGCCUGAAAGCCGCUGUACAUGCGCAGCAGCCUCCGCCACCGACAAGCAACCCUUACGCCUAUCCGGCACCAGUGACUACAACAGCGACCGCCCAGGCGUUUGCGCCUGCUCCCGCCGCACCAGUGCAGCCUCAACAUCUCAAGGAGGAGGCGAACGGCUACGGUAGGCCCCCCUCUGCCCCCUCACUGGGCACCUUCCAGACCACCGGCGCUGAGGCAGCGCGACCGAGCGCGCUCGGAUUGCCGCCGCCGCCAUCCUUCAAGCCGUUUUUUCCGUCGUGA